CGUUGAGUGCAUCACUUAUAAGCAGAUCGUUACCUGUUUUAACUGUUGAUCAACACAUCCAUUUUUACUCAAAUGGAUAUCACCACCAAUACUAUCGAUGAUACCAAUCAUGUACUCAAUAAUGAUUGCGAUAAACAAGAGAUUCAGAUAAUGGACUCUAAGGUUGUUGACGACGAACCGGUGCUUAAAAAGAGUGACAUUGAGCUCAAUGUUAUCGACAAACAAAUUGAUUCACUAAACAUUGAACCGACAUCUCAUAUCAAAUCUAAUGAAAACGGUAUAAUUGAUGGAGAGGUAACUAAUGGUCAUAAACCUCAAGAAGGAACAAUUAAUGAAGAGGAGGACACAACAACUGAUCAGUCAAAUGUCGAUCAAACAGUUCCGCAAACUCCUAAAGCAACGAGAAAAAGACGAAGUGUUGCUGAACUGACUAAUACACCGACAGAUAACACGAAUAACAACAACAAUGAGAGCGAACAGAACUCAGAACAUAGACUCACAAGAAGUCGUUACGGAAGACUUCAAAAGGCAAAGACACCGAACCCUGAAAUGAUUACUUUUGAAGUCAAGAGGAGAUCAUCUCUAAAGAAUAGUAGUGAUACUCCUGUUGUUAGUUCACCGGUUAAAGCGGAUGAUAAUAGAAGAAGAAGUAAAAGAAAUGAAGAGAAAGACAGUAAAUCAAGUGAAUUGACUUCUGAAGAAUCAACUUUAAGAAAGUCUAAGAGAAGAAUAUCAGUGUCACCGCGAGAAAGUCCAAGAAAGAAAAAGUCAAAUAAAUUGGAUUCAGUUAUCGAUCAAAUAAAAGGCAAACCAAACGAUAAUAAUACGAAAACUUUGACACCUUCUCAGACAUCUGUAAAGAAACAAACAAAUAAUACAAAUAAACAACUGAUAAAUCAAAAGAAAUGUAUUGAAUUGACUGGUGAUUCUUCCGCAACAAUUGUCAACCGAUCGGUUCUGCUAACAAUUCCUCAACAAGAAGGGGAUUAUUGUGUUGGAGAUCUUAUUUGGGCGAAAGUGUCGGGAUAUCCGUGGUGGCCGUGUAUGAUAUCUCUGGAUCCAAUUUAUGCUUUAUAUUCAAAAAUUUCUGGAGCUGGUAUUAAAUCAGGACGAAUAUAUCACGUCCAAUAUUUUGGUCCACAAGCACUUAGAGGAUGGACUUCUAUUGGACAAGUGAUGCCUUUUGAAGGAAGAGAUUCAUAUUUACUAAAAUUAGAAACUUUGAAAGAAAGUUCACCAAAAGCACAGUCAGCUAAAAUUGCUGCCAAAUAUGCAAUUAAACCAAGUCUUAAAAAACAAUGGGAUCAAUCAGUUGAUGAGGCCGAAGAAGCAGCCAAAAUGGAUAGAGAUAGUAGAGUAAGAAGUCUUACUUUCGAUUAUAUUCUUACUUCUAAAACAAAUUUGAGACGAAAAUCAGAUGGUUUGAGUGAUGGAGAGUUCAAUUUGAAACGGAAAAAACAUAAUUCGUCUCCAGAAGAUGUAUAUGACUUCGAUGACGACGAGGCGUCAGUCAAUGUCUUACAAACAACUCCUGGACUUAUGUGGAGAAAGAGAGUCCAAAAGGGAGACUUUGCUAUUUAUGUCGAACGACAUUAUAAGUCAAUGGAAACUGAAAAUCCUGACGCAAAUCGAAAAGAAAUCGAAGAUAUGCUUAAAAGAAGAUGGGAUUUACUCGGAGAAGAUCUCAGAGCACUUUAUACCGACCGAAAGUAUACUGCAAUAACCCAUUCAACCGAAAAUAUAACCCAAAAUCAAACCCCUAAAUCUGAAACGACUCCUAAAUCUACUGUUUCAUCAAAAUCUAAAACUAAAGACAAUCGAAAAUUAAAGCAAACUUUAAAUAAAAGUAUUGAAUAUGAAAGUGAUAGCGAAGGAAAUCUAGUGAUUUCUGAAACACCUAUAAAAAGAUCGACAAAAAGCAUUACAAAAUCAGAUGAUAAUAACGUAAAUUGUUUUUCUAAAAAAGAUUUAAAUUCUGUGAAAAGCCAGGAAAUUAAAGGAUCACAAAAAAAGAAGAGUCCGAAAGUUGUUAAGAAGUCACCGACAAAAUUAUCAAAAUCAUCGGUUGAAGAAAAUGGAGUUUUCGAGAAAAGUUGUUCACAGAUUACCGAUCAGUCUCUCGUUCACUUCGGUAUCGAUUAUUUGGAUGAAUUUGCGAGCAGUGAAGACACCAGUUCCACAUCAGAACCUGAAGCUGUCGACGGAGUCAAGAGUGGUUUUGAUAAGUUUUGUGUCAUUUGUAAUGACUCUGAAGGCUCGGACACAUUGAUUGCAUGUCAAGGAAAUUGCUUUCAAAUGUUUCAUAAGAAAUGUAUUAAUUAUGAAGGAAUCGACAAUCAAUAUAAAUGCUCUGAAUGUGAAACAGGAAAACACAAAUGUUAUGUUUGCAAAAGUGAUGAAAUGAAAGAAGAAAAGUGUCCUCAAAAGUGUAAUGAUAUGAAAUGUGGUAAAUAUUAUCACUUAAGUUGUUUGGAAAAGGGAUUUCCCGUUAAAAUGAAUGACACAAAAGAUAGUUUUGUUUGUCCGCUUCAUUUUUGCCUUAAUUGUCACAUUGAAAGUCAAAAUGAUAAACAAUUCCGUCCGAGUCGUCGACGUCUAGUUAAGUGCAUCUCCUGUCCCACUGCUUAUCAUUUGGGAGAUUACUGUAUCGCUGCCGGAACUGUUCAGGUGUCACAAAAUUAUGUCAUAUGUCCCGACCAUUUUGAAAAGAGAAAGAAAGACAGACACGUUAAUGUCAACUAUUGCUUCUCAUGUCUAACUGGUGGACAACUUGUAUGUUGUGAGUCAUGUCCCGCCGCAUUUCAUCAGAAUUGUUUGGACUAUAAUGUGGAUCCCGAUUCCAACUUUUAUUGUACCGAUUGUACCGCUCGAAAACCAUUACAUUAUGGAGACAUAGUUUGGGUUAAACUUGGAUUUUACAGAUGGUGGCCGGGAAAAGUAUGUCAUCCAAAACAAGUGCCCGAUAACGUCAUGAAACUGCCCCAUGGAGUCGGAGAAUUUCCCGUCUAUUUUUUUGGAUCACAUGAUUACUAUUGGGUACAUAGAGGACGGGUUUUCUUGUUUAUGGAAGGAGACAACAAAGUAGUGGCCGCCAAUAGUGGCGGCAAAAAGAGUAGUAAUUCUAUAUUAAAGACAUUUAAAUUAGCCACUGAGGAAGCGGCCGAGAAUUUUAAGAUAUGGCAAGAGUCAAAAAUAGCUUUCAGACAAGCAAUGGUUAUCAAUAAACCUCCGCCAUAUCAACACAUUAGAUCUAAUAAAGGCGUCGGACCUAAAGUCCAAAUUGCAAAUACAGACGAAUCGCAGAUAAGUUUGUGUGAAUGCAAAGUCAAGAAUGACAUCUCUUGUAGUGACGAUACUUGUAUUAAUAGAGCUCUUAUGGUUGAAUGCGAUCCCAAACUAUGCCAUUCUGGAGAUAAAUGCAAAAAUCAAAGAUUUAAGAAACGUGAAUACGCUUUGACUAAACCUUUUAAAACCAUUUUAUCUGCCGGUUGGGGUCUUCGAACACUUGAAGACAUAAAAAAAGGACAGUUUGUCAUCGAAUAUGUCGGAGAACUGAUCGACGAAGACGAGUGUGAACGACGACUUAAAGAGAUGGCUACAAACAAUGAGUCAAAUUUCUACUUCUUGACAAUAGAUAAGGAUAACAUUAUAGACGCCGGUCCUAAAGGCAAUUUGGCUCGUUUUAUGAACCACUCGUGUCAACCAAAUUGUGAGACUCAGAAAUGGAUGGUUAACGGAGCCACACGUGUAGGACUAUUCGCUGUUUGUGACAUUUCUGCCGGAACUGAGCUAACAUUCAACUAUAAUCUUGAUUGUCGCGGAAAUGAAAAAACUAAAUGUGUUUGCGGAUCGGCUAACUGUUCCGGAUUUAUUGGAGUGCGGCCUAAGGUUGAAGAAAAUCACAACAAAAAGAAUGCAUCGAAUGGUCAAAACAGUAAAAAGAAAAAGAAGAAAAACGAGACCUCAAAGAAAGAUUUUAGUCGAAUGCAUGACGACGACUGCUUUUCUUGUGGAGAGGGAGGAGAUCUUGUUAUGUGUGAUCGUAAAGGAUGUCCAAAAUCAUAUCACUUGGAAUGUCUUAAAUUGCAAACAAUACCGAAAGGCAAGUGGGAGUGUCCGCGACAUUUUUGCGACACUUGCGGUAAAGCAGCCACUGCUCUCUGCGAGUUCUGUCCAAACUCUUUAUGCAAAGAGCACGCAAUUCCUUCUAAAUUAACGCAAUUACCCGACGGAGGACUUGUUUGUUCUGAUCAUUCGACCGAUGAUAUCGAUGGAUGUAUUAUUAAGCAAAAAACGGACGAUAUUGAAAUGAUGAGGAAUGAGUCCAUUAGUGACAUUCAUGAAGACAACAAUACUGAAGUCAAGUUAGAGUUAUCUAACUCUUUGUUAGAAAACAUCGAUUCAUUAACUAAGAGUGAAAACUAGAAACAAAUCAUUGAAUGAUUUGUAAAGAAUAACCAUUUAUUUGAUUAAAUUAAUAUUUCAUCUAUUAUUACAUCUAUUAUUAUAUUAUAUUCAUUUAUU
Oppia nitens is the source of this 4524-nucleotide messenger RNA. It is a transcript of the gene NSD, whose product is annotated as histone-lysine N-methyltransferase NSD2-like. The transcript has 8 exons. The record is from RefSeq and is a predicted model, not a curated record. Gene Ontology annotation, molecular function: histone H3K36 methyltransferase activity; small GTPase binding. Gene Ontology annotation, cellular component: chromatin; nucleus. NCBI's taxonomy places the organism in Eukaryota, Metazoa, Arthropoda, Arachnida, Sarcoptiformes, Oppiidae. Gene Ontology annotation, biological process: intracellular protein transport; regulation of DNA-templated transcription. The coding region runs from base 73 to 4425 and encodes 1450 amino acids.